Microthlaspi erraticum is the source of this 3702-nucleotide messenger RNA. The record is from the annotation of a GenBank genome assembly. Lineage: Eukaryota; Viridiplantae; Streptophyta; Magnoliopsida; Brassicales; Brassicaceae.
AUGACUAAGGCAUGGAUUUUGAACCACAGACCUUUUUUUGGGGCGUUUACGGAGACGCAUGUUCAACAAGGAAAUUCUAGAAGAAUCGAGAGUGCUAUUCCAAGGGGAUGGAGAUUUUUUGGUAACUUUUCGGAGGUUCAAACGGCUCGAAUCAUUGUGGUUUGGGAUCCUAGAGUCUCAGUGGUAAUCUACAGUGAGAGUGCGCAGCAAAUCACUUGUGGUAUUUCUUUGGAGGCGGAGAAUCUAAAUUUCACUGUUACAUUCAUCUAUGGCUUUAAUCUGUUGGAGCAGAGAACUCCUCUAUGGGCGGACUUGGUCAAUUUCGCCAAUACUACUCCUCUGGCUACUCAUCCUUGGGUGGUCACUGGCGACUUCAAUCAGAUUAUCAGACCAUCUCACAACUCCCGCCAUCUGGAAGAGGAGAUUGAUAUCUCGGGGAUUGAUGACAUUACUUUGGCAAUGCAAGAGGCAAAUCUAUUUGAGGCUCCCUCUAAGGGUCUCACUUACUCGUGGUGGAAUAGGCAGGAAACCAAUCCAACACUGAAGCGCAUUGACCAUGCUCUUAUUAAUGCAAAAUGGGUGGAGAACUUUCCGGACUCCUUCUCAGAACUCUUAGAGCCUCUGCAAUCCGAUCACUCGCCCAUCCUUUUCUCGAUGCCUUCUCUGAGACGUGGAGUGAGGAAGUCUUUCCGCUUUUUCUGCCAUGUGACUGAUCAUCCCCUUUAUCCUUCUGUUGUAGCAGAGUCUUGGAACCCGGAUGCAGUCACGGGAUCAGCGCAGUUCAAGCUUAUCCGCAACCUAAAGAUCUUGAAGGCUCCACUCAAGCUGAUUAACAAAAACCAUUAUAGUGGCGUCACCAAAAGGGUUCAGGAGCAGGAGAGGAUAACGGUGGAGAUUCAACGUUUGCUGCAUACAAACCCAUCGGAGGUGUUAGCACGAGAUGAGCAUGAGGCGAGAAGCCGAUGGAAUGUUUUGCUUAAAGCGGAGGAGAAGUUCUUCAAGCAAAAAUCAAGGGUUAAGUGGCUCAACCUAGGGGACAGGAACACUGCCUAUUUCCAUAAGUGUGCCACUAUGCGACUGUCCCAAAACCACAUCUACUUCCUCAAAGAUGGACAAGGGAGAAGGGUAGUAUCUCAGACUGAUCUGAAGAAUCACUCGGCUGCAUACUUCCAAUCAAUAUUCGGGUGCACUGACAUGCCAACUUCAGGUGCUUCUGUCGUAGAUCUCAAGGAGCUCCUGCCCUUUAGAUGCUCUUCCUUGGAGAUAGCUUCUCUGCAACGACCAGUCCAGGAAGAAAAAAUUGUAAAGACACUCUUUGGGAUGCCAAGAGAUAAGUGCCCGGGUCCAGAUGGGUAUCCUAUCGAGUUCUUUAUCUCCUCUUGGAGCAGAGUAGGUCCGGAGGUGGUCGAGGCGGUAUCAGAGUUCUUCCGCCAUGGCCGCUUGCUCAAAGACCUCAACACCACUUUCAUAGCGCUGAUCCCUAAGACUCCGGAGGCAUGCUCGCUUGGUGACUUCAGACCCAUCAGCUGCUGCAAUCUAGUAUAUAAAAUAAUCUCUAAGAUAUUGGCUAACCAUCUGAAACCUGUGUUGAAGGGAAGCAUCUCGCCAAACCAGUCGGCUUUUCAAAAAGGGCGUAUUUUGGGUGAAAACGUCUUGUUGGCAACGGAACUGAUUAGGCACUAUCAGCGGAGUAACUGUCCGAGGGCUUCAAUGCUAAAGGUGGAUAUAAGGAAGGCCUUUGAUACAGUCUGCUGGGACUUUGUAAGUAAGCUGCUUGAGGCGCAGGACUUUCCACCGAUUUUCAGGAUGUGGAUCCGAGAAUGUUUCUCUUCACCUCGGGUUUCUAUUAUGGUGAAUGGAAAGCCGGCUGGGUUCUUUGAAAGGAAGAAGGGUCUACGCCAAGGUGACCCCAUAUCACCUUACCUAUUCAUUAUGGUCAUGGAGGCUCUGUCGUGUAUGUUGGAUAAGGCAACUCGGGAAGAAAGCUUUACUCUGCAUCCGCAAUGCGAGAGCCCUCUCAUUACGCACCUCCUCUUCGCUGAUGACCUACUGGUCUUCUCGGAUGGCUCUAGUUCCUCGAUGGCAGGUAUCUCUGAGGUUUUAAGAGUCUUUAAGAGCUACUCGGGACUUGACAUGAAUGCAGCAAAGUCUGAAAUCUUCUUCAGUGGCUAUACUGAGGCUGAGGUGGCUAGUCUAAGCAGUCAAGUGGGUAUAAAGGCGGGGAACUUUCCGACGAGGUACCUUGGUCUGCCAUUGAGCUCGCAACGGCUAUCUAGCUCUGUCCUGCAGCCGUUUCUUGACAAGAUCAGAGGCAAGCUGAAUUCUUUUACUGUGAGAUUCCUAUCUUUUGCAGGGAAGAUAAGGAUGGUCUCAUCAGUUAUUUAUGGCAUUGUGAACUUCUGGAGUCAGGUUUACAGCCUCCCAAAAGCUUUUUAUGCAAAGGUGGAUUCUAUGUGCUCGGCUUUCCUCUGGAACAACAGAACCGAUUCGGCAAGCGGUGCAAGAGUUGCUUGGAAGGAUGUGUGCAAGCCACGCUCGGAGGGAGGUCUCGGAGUUCGGAAUUUACAAGGGUUUGAGGUGGUUUUCAAGUUGAAGCAGGUUUGGAACCUCUUUGCAAACUCAGGCUCUCUCUGGGUCGCUUGGAUGCGAGAGAAUGUGUUCGCAAGAAGGAGCUUUUGGGUCACCCUGGACGCCUCUCGAUUCUCAAGGACUAUCAGAGACAUGCUCAAGUUGAAGCCUUUGCUAUCUACGUUUCUGAAGUGUGAAGUUGGAAACGGAACGGUCACAGCGUUCUGGUGGGAUUCUUGGACAACUCUGGGACCGUUUAUUGACUUUGUGGGCACGACAGGGCCUCGUAUGCUACGCCUGAGAUUGGAUGCGCGUGCGGCUGAUGCGGUGCAGCUUGGGAGCUGGCGACUCCCAAAUGCAAGGUCGGAUGCGGUGCAGGCUCUGCAAAUCCAUUUAACCGCCAUCUCUCCUCCUCAAGCAGGCAGUGGAGAGGACACUUACCUUUGGCGCCUGCCCUCAGGGAUUUAUUCAAAGAACUUCUCCUCCAAGGGAACUUGGGAGCAGCUGAGAGUUCGAUCGCUGCCAGUUAGCUGGGCUAAGACGGUCUGGUUCACUGAAGAGAUUCCACGAGCCUCCUUCAUCCUCUGGGCAGAGUCAACAGCCGCUGCUUCCAUCCAUUCUGGACACAAUACUGCUUCCCCCGAUUUCUACCUCGGCGCACACCACCACGCUGAUGAGGUUGCUGCUACAAGUCACGGUCUACGCUCUGUGGAGAGAGCGGAAUGCACGGAUCUUUACCACAACGAACACGCCAAUACAUGCCUUGAAGGGUGUAGUGGACCGCACGGUUCGAGAUCGUCUCCUUUCCUUCCCUUCGCUGGAUGGCACUCCUUCUCUUCUAGAAUCAUAUUUUGCUUGUAUCUCAUAUCCGUUAUGAUAAACUUUGGUCUGUUCCACAUGUGUGGGUGCUUCCUCCGUGGAAGAGAAACAAAAAAAAGCUUUGGCUCUGAAGCAAACAAACAUACAUGUCGAACGAAACGUAGCCCCAUUCAUCUCUACCGGAUAAUUGCUGAACCCCAUGUUAAAUCGGCUCCAAACCCGGACGUGGCUGUGAUAUGUCCCGGUUUAACUUUCCCGAUUCUCACCGCCUCAUCAAGAGCUAGGGGAACCGAAGCAGCGCUUGUGUUACCGUAA